This is a messenger RNA of Mercenaria mercenaria, 2317 nucleotides long. Its product is annotated as hillarin-like. Bases 489 to 2249 code for a protein of 586 amino acids. The transcript is spliced from 6 exons. The record is from RefSeq and is a predicted model, not a curated record. NCBI's taxonomy places the organism in Eukaryota, Metazoa, Mollusca, Bivalvia, Venerida, Veneridae.
UUCGCCUAUAUUGGUUGCGCAGCCAAUAUAGAUUAGAGGGAAAAACGAAUUCAGAAGCUAUACGCAGAUUUAAAACAUUCCUUUUUAUUCACAUUGUCUAAAUAUUUAGAUUUCUUUCAAAUGGAAAUGUAAAACUGGAAACUAUACUGGCAUAAAACGAAGUUAAGUAAAGAGAGAGGUGGGGUGACAAUUACAAUACAUUAUAAAAUUGAUUAAGCAUGUAUUUCUAAUAGGAAUCGAAGACAGUGUAAUGGGUAUUUUUGUUCUAUUAGAAUAAAAUAAAAGUGAAAAAUACAAUGUUGUUCAAAUGUGAUUAAUCAACUUUAAAUAUACUCGAAGUCUGUAUAAAACCAGACUGGCAAAAUAUCAACAAUAAGCUAUACUUCCUCCUUCAAUAUCUCGAAGUAUUGAGGUUCGAUAGUUAUUGCGUUAUUUUUUAUUUUUGGAUAACACAUAUAUAAGGGAGAACAAAGGCAGAAAGGAUAAGAAUGGAAAAUAUAUCAAAGGUUCAUUCUUACGACGAAGAGGCCAUAUCAUUUUAUAAUAUAGACAAGCACGUUUCUCAGAUAAACUUCAGUGAAAUGGAAAGUGUUGAAGAUGUGCUGGACUACAUUAAAAAACCAAUCGCUGCUGAUGACGAACACAGGAACAUCUAUCUUGCAAGAUCUAUACUUAGACUUAUGUAUGUCGUGCAGAUUAUAGAUGAUGUACCAGUAAUGUUUUCCUUUGAAUUGUUGUUUCCAUCAUUUACGACUGGUUUCGAUAGAAUGUGCAGUCGUUUAGAUAUUCCAUGCCGGAUCAUACGAGGGAAGAGCAAAGAUUUCACAUAUCGUCACAAUACAGUCCGAGCCGAAUGGUGUGCUUUUAUGUCCGCUGGUGUUUGGUUCUUGCUUCAUCCUGAUUUUAUGCUGUCUGUCACUACUUGUUGCCGCGAAACAGAAGGUAGGAUCAUACUCGAAAGAGACGGCAAAACGGUUUUAGAGCAACAACAGCAAACAGGAGGUCAAACAUAUGUUGACUGGGAUGAGUUUUGGUUUUGUACGAAACCAAACAUAUUCGCCACUUACCAUUAUCCAGACGACCAAGAAUGGCUUCUUCUGGAGAAUUUAAAAACUUCUGAAGAUAUCAAGUCAAUGACGUUUGCACAUGAAGAAUAUCAUAAUUUAGGGCUUCAAUUUCUCACCGAACGCGCUUCAAAAGUCUAUGCUAAAGACGGGCGGUGUACGAUAUCUUUAAAGGUAGAUUCGACAGUUUUACGAAAUAAACGUUUCCCGUAUGUAUUAUCUCUUAUAGAAGGCACUGGUGAUAUAUCUGGAAUAGAUCCGAUGGAUCUGCCUUUGUUAGUGAGGUACGCACCUGGCAUUGACACACUGUCGUUCAACAUCAGAUUUCCAGUUUCCGGAGAGUAUGUAUUUGAGGUAUCAGUCACAGAACUCGACAAUGACGACAUCAGAUGCGGCUGUUUUGAUGUCGUCAUAGUAUGCAAUGAAGCUGACCCAAAUUGCCGGAAACUCCCGAUAGACGCGGGAAUAGUAGGGUUUGGGUAUGGGCACACAGCAAAAGAAGCUGGAUUGAAGAACCCAAGCAAGGCAGAUCCAAGUGUUUACGUGAGUCCAGCGACGGACGACGAUCCCACAGUGCUGACCUUUCAGAUCGAAGGUGAUCACAUUGAUGAAAUCGAGUAUGGUUCAGAUAUUAGAGCCGAAGGUGAGAUAAACGCCUCUGCUGAGACGCAUGUCGAUCCCAAAAAAGGAAAACUAACGAUAAUUGCCAGUGUAAAGGCAGACGGAGAAUAUGCAUUAUCUCUUACUGCAAAACCGAAACAGUCCAGCGAUAAACCAGAUACCGUCCUCAUCUACCUGUUGACGACAGACAAACAUGAAGAUGACGUUGAGAAACUCAUGAAGAAAAGAAAACAUGACUUGAUUUUAGAGGGCAAAAUGGAAAAGCGAAUUACAAUGAAAAAUGUAUUGACCAAAAAGAUCAGCGCGAUAGAAAAAGAGCUCCUGGAACUACGUAAAUUUGAAGAAGAGGGCGUGAAUACUACUUUACAUACAACAUUAGGAGACCAUGAUGACGGAAGUGAUUGUUAUAAUCAGUCAAAGAAGGAAGUCACUGUAGAUAGUGCUGCAGUAACAGCCGCUGGUAUAAAUGAUGAUAAUGUUACAGAAAACGUACCAUUUACAAAGGCUGAAAACGUGUCGACAGUAGAAAUUGUGAAAAACUCAAAAACGUGUCAUCUUAUGUGACUGAAAAAAAGCAAGAAAAUUAUUUACUUGUAAACGAAAUAAAUGAGUAUCGAACUAUCAGUACACUG